CCAGACCAAAGAAAAGCCAGCCCACUGUAAGGUGGAAGUCAAUACAUGCCCCAGGUUUAGUUUUACAUCACUUUGAAUUUAGAAACUCCUGUUUCUCGGUCAUCUUGUACCAUUUAUAUAUACAGUCAUCAUCACUUGGAAGGGAUGCAAAUCUAAUCACACCAUUUAAUUUUCCGACGCUCAAAAGAAGGAAAAAAUUAUGGACCGAACAAUGGAGCAGAACAGCAAAAUACAACUGAUAUAUGAUGCCUGUAAUGCUGUAUUUUCUCAGAAGGAUCAGCUUCCAAGUUUCCAACAAAUUCAAUGGCUGAGGAAUCUCCUAGACAUAACCUCAGCCAUAGAUCUUGGAAUUGAUGAAUUUGGCCUCUGUGGAUCUCCGUCAACAAGCCCAAAAAGUACUGUCGAGGGAUUGAUUUGUGGACAAGGCGUCCGUAACAUCACUUACAUUCAUAUUUAUGAAUGUGACAAUUUCUCUAUGGGCGUGUUUUGCUUCCCAGCAGGCGGGGUGCUUCCUCUUCAUGACCACCCUGGGAUGACUGUCUUGAGCAAACUCCUCUAUGGAUCUGUUUAUAUCAAAGCUUACGAUUGGGUGAAAGUGGUGAAUUCUGGCUGCCAAACGUUUGGAUUGGCAUCCAGAGCAGUAGAUGGCAUUUUCAAGGCGCCAUGUGAAGCUUCUGUCCUCUUUCCAAGAAGUGGUGGUAACAUUCAUUCAUUCACAGCGCUGACUCCUUGUGCCAUCUUGGAUGUGUUAUCUCCACCAUAUUCUGAAGAGUUUGGAAGGCCUUCCACUUACUUCUCAGACUUCCACAUCCCAUCACUGCCAGGCUAUGCUAUGCUCGAGGAAAAGGACCUGCCAGACGAUCUAGUCGUUACCGGAGCACCUUACGUUGGCCCUCGAAUUAAUGUCGCCUAAAAAGGACCUUUGUUUGUUGCCAGGCAGAGUGCCUAAAAUAUAUGUGGUGUGUAUAUGUGUAUGUAAUACGUACAUGUUUGGCUCAGAUAAUAUGCGUCAUGCGGCAUGUGUAUGCUGAUCGCGCCGAAGAUUUGGCAACGAGCAUGGGAUCGAUGUUUGUUAACCGAACGCAGAAUAGAGACGAGGUUUUGGAACUGCCGUUGCCAUAAGGGAAUUAUAAAUUUAUGACAAGUUGACUGCGUCGGGGAUUUGGAUGUUCCCUUUGGAAGGACUCUAGGGAACAUCCAAAACACACGUCAAUGAAAUAUUCCACGCAUUUUGGUCCCAAAUACAGAUCAUGUCACGUGGGCUAACCUGAAUAUAACCUAUCAAAAUCUCGUAGAUUAAGAAAGUUUUCCAUGGCCCAGCUACUGUUUUUUCUUUGCAUGAUAUAUGUUGUUAAUCUCCAAUUGGAUGAUCUCGUAUAAUUCAUAUCACGAGUCUCUAGCUAGCUAACAGAUAGCCAUAAAUUGAAAGAGAUGUUUUAUGGACAAAAAGAUAUUUUUAUUAUCGUCA
Messenger RNA from Carya illinoinensis, 1468 nucleotides. RefSeq names its product plant cysteine oxidase 1-like. Gene Ontology annotation, molecular function: oxidoreductase activity, acting on single donors with incorporation of molecular oxygen, incorporation of two atoms of oxygen. Bases 200 to 913 code for a protein of 237 amino acids. Lineage: Eukaryota; Viridiplantae; Streptophyta; Magnoliopsida; Fagales; Juglandaceae. The transcript has 5 exons. The record is from RefSeq and is a predicted model, not a curated record.